AUGAAGUAUUUGUCCAUUUUCUUACUUGCUACUUUUGCUUUGGCUGGUGAUGCACCAAUCUCAACUGACUCCAAAGGCAGUCCAUCAUUAAUUGCUAAAUUUGAAAAGACAUCAAAAUCAAAUAUUGAAGGUACUAUCAAAUUCACACCCGCUAAUAACGGUACCGUUUCAGUUAGUGUUGAUUUGAAAGGAUUGCCCUCUGAUAUUGGUCCAUUCCCAUAUCACGUUCAUGAAAAACCAGUGCCAGCAUCUAAGAAUUGUUCUGCUACCGAAAACCAUUUCAAUCCUUACAAUGGAACCGUUAGAGCUGCAACUCCUGCUGCUCAUGAAGUUGGUGAUUUGGCUGGAAAACAUGGAAAUAUUAUGGGCGAGUCCUACAAAACUGAAUAUGACGACUCCUACAUUUCAUUAAACGAAAAAAGCAGAUCUUACAUUGGCGGUUUAUCAAUUGUAAUUCACGCCAACAAUGGUACCAGAUUGAACUGUGCUAAUAUCACUUUGCUUGACGAGGGACACGGCAAUGCUAACACAACUAUGUCAAACUCAUCUUCAUCAUCAUCUCAAAGUGCAGUCAACACUUCUUCUAGUAUGGCUUCUACUGCUCCUCAAGGUAAUGGCGCUGAGAGAGCAGUAGUAAAUGGUCUCUUGGCAGCAGGUGUAGUUGGUGUCAUUGCUGCCUUGAUUUAA
This is a messenger RNA of Candida albicans SC5314, 687 nucleotides long. RefSeq names its product Sod5p (gene SOD5). Gene Ontology annotation, biological process: removal of superoxide radicals. Gene Ontology annotation, molecular function: copper ion binding; superoxide dismutase activity. The coding region runs from base 1 to 687 and encodes 228 amino acids. The transcript has a single exon. Lineage: Eukaryota; Fungi; Ascomycota; Pichiomycetes; Serinales; Debaryomycetaceae. Gene Ontology annotation, cellular component: extracellular region. The record is from RefSeq and is a predicted model, not a curated record.